AGUAUUAUUCCUUUCUUCUCAAGUUAUUAUUGAGUGGAGAUUAUUUCUGAUUCCAUCUCUGAUGAGAAUUCCUGUGCAUGGAGAACACAGCUCCAUUUGUCCCUAUUGUUGUCUUAUCAUGUUAUUUUUUGUUGUAGUUUAGUUUGUGUUACCAUCAAAAUAUUAUGACAGGCAUAUUCUUCAUGGAUGCACUCGUUAGUGAUUCAGACUGGGAGACUAACAGUGAAAGCAACAGUGAGUAUCAAGAGGACAUCGAUUUUCUCUACGGGGGCCAAGCGCAGAGCAUAUUAUCAAGUUUAGAGGAAAGCAUCGGGAAGAUUGAUGGUUUCCUCUCAUUCGAGAGAGCCUUUGUCCAUGGAGAUGUUGUCUGCUCCUUGGCAGACCCAUCUGGACAGAUGGGAAGGGUCAUUGGUGUUGAUAUGUUUGUGGAUUUGGAAAAUGUUCAGGGAAAGGUCUAUAAAAACGUGAACUCCAAGAAACUUAGAAGGAUUCGCUCUGUUUCGGAAGGUGAUCAUGUAAUUAAGGGGUCAUGGCUUGGUCGGGUUCAUAGAGUGGCAGAGAAAGUUACAGUAUUGAUGGAUGAUGGAGUUGAAUGUGAUAUCAUUGCCUUGGAAAAAGAGAAGCUUUUACCACUAACUCAGAAUUUCCCUGAAGAUUUUCCAUAUCCAUAUUAUUCAGGGCAGAGAGUGAAGGUUAAGUCCCCCAGUGGUUCAAAAUCGGCCAGAUGGCUAUGUGGCACUUGGAGGGAUUAUCAAGAUGAAGGAACUGUUUGUGCUGUGGAAGCAGGUCUGGUGUAUGUUAAAUGGCUUGCCUCGGUUGCCACGGAUUGCAGUUUGAAUGUGAAUGCACCAUUAUGCUGGCAAGAUUCGAAAAACUUGACCGUGCUGUCAUGCUUUUCGCAUGCAAACUGGCAGCUUGGUGAUUGGUGCAUGCUAUCAGUUGCAGAACAGAAAGAACACAUUGCUCCUACUACAAUGGUGCAUAAGAUGGCAAGAGGAUACAAGAGAAGAAACCUUGACUCUAGAGAGUUGUUUACUAUUGGGAAGAUCAAGACCAAAGUUGAUGUUGUGUGGCAAAAUGGUGAGCAUUCUACAGGACUAGAUCCAGAGGAAUUACUCCCUGUGAAUGUCAUAAAUGCACAUGAAUUUUGGCCUCAUCAGUUUGUGCUUGAAAAAUGUGCUUCUUAUGAUCCUCUUAAGCCUAAUGAUCAAAGAUGGGGUGUUGUCCGAUGUGUCGAUGCAUUGGAGCAUACUGUUAAGGUACAAUGGAAAGCUGUUUCCAUUUCCAAUGAAGAUAAUUUUGCUGGAGACAAAACGGAGGAAACUGUGAGCGCCUACGAACUUGUAGAGCACCCGGACUACUCCUUUUGUUUUGGUGAUAUUGUGUUUGCGGCUCAAAAACAGCUUGGGGACCAAGCUGGUAAAGAUAAUGGCAAGUCAGUGACUGACUUGAAGGCGGAGGCUACUCUUGAAGAUGGGAACCAAGUUCAUUGUCUAGAUGAGUUCCCUGAUAAUCCUUUCCUGUGCUGUGUCGGGAAUGUUACUGGUUUCGAAGAUGGUAACAUGGAGGUGAAUUGGGCUAAUGGUUUCACAACCAAGGUUGCACCUUAUGAAGUUUUUCGAAUUGAAAAACCUGAAGGUUCAGCUGUUACCUCCAUUCCUCAUGAAACUAAUGUUGAUGAGUUACCUCAAGAGAUAAUUGAACACAGAAGUCUACCCUCUGACAAGAAGGAAAAGGACUUGUUAAAUAGUGAUGGUGUUAGAGAGAUUUGUGAAAAGCAAUUCGGGGAGUGUAGUUCCUUUUCCCUUCCUCGAGCCGCCUUUGAACUUUUCUCCAGCAUUAAAGCCAGCAUAUUCCAGACACUUGGUGCAACACCCCUUUCAGGAGCAGUUUCCUCAGUACCCACAUAUGAAGAGGAGAAUGGAUCUGAUUUUCUUGAUAAUAAAGAUUUGGAAACUUGUAACCAAUGCACUCACUCACAUCCAGUGGAUAAGUUGCAAUUUAUUGAAGAAAUAACUCCAAAUCCAGAAGUCAUCAAGACUCAUGAACAUAAUGAUUCUCCAUUCUCUUUCCACAACAAUAAUUCAAAUCAGUUUCAGCAAUUUGACAUAAUAGAAAAUUGCUCUGACCAUCACUUCUUUGGUGAUGGUAGAGCAUUGACAUUAUCUCAGGUGAAAAGAGGCUGGGCAAAAAAGGUUCAGCAAGAAUGGAACAUCCUCGAGAAAAAUCUUCCUGAAACUAUUUAUGUUCGUGUGUUUGAAGAAAGAAUGGAUCUCAUGCGUGCAGCGAUUGUUGGUGCAUCCGGAACCCCGUAUCAUGACGGGAUGUUCUUCUUUGAUAUAUGUUUCCCUCCUGAGUAUCCCAAUGAACCACCUAUGGUGCACUACAAAUCUGGUGGACUCCGCUUAAACCCUAACUUAUAUGAGUCCGGGAGAAUCUGUCUGAGUCUCCUGAAUACUUGGACUGGUGCAGGCUCUGAAGUUUGGAACCCGAGAAGCUCCACAAUUCUACAAGUCCUUAUCUCUCUGCAGGCCCUUGUCCUUAAUGAGAAGCCUUAUUUCAAUGAGGCAGGAUACGACCAACAAAUCGGCAGAGCCGAGGGAGAGAAGAACUCUGUGAGUUAUAAUGAGAAUGCCUUCCUUGUCACAACCAAAUCAAUGUUGUAUCUGCUAAGAAAUCCACCUAAGCAUUUUGAGGCACUUUUGGAAGAACACUUCAGAAAACGGUCCAAACAUAUUCUUCUUGCAUGUAAAGCAUAUAUUGAAGGAGCUCCAAUUGGAUGUGGUUUUGAAUGUGCGAAAACUGAGCUUGAAACCCAGAAGGGGACUUCCACAGGGUUUAAAAUUAUGCUUUCUAAGAUCCUCCCGAAGCUAGUAGAGGCCUUUUCUGAUAUGGGAAUUGAUUGCAGUCAUUUUGUUGAGCACCAAAAUUCAGUUCCCUGGUAAAAAUUGUAUUUCCCGACCAAGAUAUUCCAAUCAUAUGUAUAUAAUAUUAGUAUGUUUACACGUAUCUGUUGUAUACGUUCAAGUAUCAAAUGUAUGCUUUUCUGAGACACCAAUCUCAGCUGGGUUUUGUACACAAUAGAUUAGAGGUUGUGGCAUCAUGUAUGUGUAACUAUGUAUCAUAUGGCUUGCAGCUGUAAAAUAUGAAAUAAGAAAUAAAAUAAAUUAUUGAAGUGAUUUGCAUGAAUCA
Arachis duranensis is the source of this 3192-nucleotide messenger RNA. RefSeq names its product probable ubiquitin-conjugating enzyme E2 24. The record is from RefSeq and is a predicted model, not a curated record. The transcript is spliced from 7 exons. Lineage: Eukaryota; Viridiplantae; Streptophyta; Magnoliopsida; Fabales; Fabaceae. Bases 165 to 2945 code for a protein of 926 amino acids.